This is a messenger RNA of Salvia splendens (bonfire salvia), 1345 nucleotides long. Its product is annotated as zinc finger AN1 and C2H2 domain-containing stress-associated protein 11-like. Gene Ontology annotation, molecular function: zinc ion binding. The transcript has 2 exons. NCBI's taxonomy places the organism in Eukaryota, Viridiplantae, Streptophyta, Magnoliopsida, Lamiales, Lamiaceae. Gene Ontology annotation, cellular component: cytoplasm. The coding region runs from base 278 to 1138 and encodes 286 amino acids. The record is from RefSeq and is a predicted model, not a curated record.
CGAUUAAAUUCUUCCUCGUUGAAAAUUUGGGAAGCUUCGCGUUGUCGUUGUCUCGUUUUCCGUCUCAAACGCGGAAUUGGGGAGAGAAAAUAAAGCUGAAAAUUCGACCCCAAAUUCCUAAUCCGCCGACGCAAAUCUAGGGAUUCCUCGCCUCUUGCCGGAAUCUCUGCCGCCGGAGUUUUUUUUUUUUUCCAAAAUUUCCGAUUUUAUUUGUUCUUCACUGUGAAUCCCGAAUUCGAGGAUUCGUAUUUUUGAUUCGUAACAAAGAGAUAAAGGAAUGGGGACUCCGGCAAUCCCAAAUCUCGGGAAACACUGCAGCGUCGAUGAUUGCCGCCAGAUUGAUUUCCUGCCCUUCACCUGCGAUUGCUGCCAAAAGGUGUUUUGUCUUGAUCACCGGAGCUACAGCAGGCAUCAAUGUCCGAAAGCUGGCAAGAAUGAUGUCACUGUCGUCGUCUGCCCCCUUUGUGCUAAAGGAGUUCGCUUGAUUCCUGAGGAAGAUCCAAAUAUUACAUGGGAAUCACAUAUUAACAUUGAUUGUGAUCCAUCAAAUUAUGAACAAGCCACAAAGAAAAGGAAAUGCCCCGUGCCUCGAUGCAAAGAGUUGCUCACAUUCUCAAACACAAUCAAGUGUCGGGACUGUAAUAACGACCACUGCUUGAAGCACCGGUUCGGACCUGACCACAGCUGCCCGGGACCCAGAAAAUCCGAACCAUCAUUUCAGUUUAUGGGGUUUCUGAACAAAAGCAGAAAAGAUGAACCCAAGCAAGCUGCAGCCUCAUCUUCAUCGAAGUGGACUUCAGGUUUCCUCAAUUUAGCCUCGUCUGUCCGUGCUUCAGCUGAGGCGGGGAUGACAAAAUUGAGCAAUGAAUUCAAUCAAGCCUUAAGUACAAAUGGAGGGGCACAGAACAGUAGCAGCAUGAGCACAAGUACCAGCCAUCAUGUGGAGGUGUGUCCACAGUGCAAGUUGAGAUUCUCUAGCGUUGGAGCUCUCGUGGACCACGUGGAGAAGGUCCACGAGAAGCAUGGGGUUAUGAAGGCCACACUUGAUGUCUGCCCCAAAUGUAGUAAAGGAUUCCGUGACCCUGUUAAGCUCGUAGAGCAUGUGGAGAGAGACCAUGGAGGUGCGUCAAAAGCCUAACCAAGAAAGAUCAGCUGAUUCCCGGUAUUCUGCAUAUAGUUUACCCAUUCUUUUUCCUAUAUCAUAAGAAUUCUCGAGGUGUGACUGAAAGCGCUUUAGAUUUUGUAACAAGGAUUCAUAUCAAGAUGUAGGGUCUUAUUGAAAAUCUAAGAUUCAAAUUUCAUUGUAAAACAUCUCAUACUUAUCUAUGGGCUUGUCAUUCUGUUA